Kuraishia capsulata CBS 1993 is the source of this 528-nucleotide messenger RNA. RefSeq lists its product as uncharacterized. The record is from RefSeq and is a predicted model, not a curated record. Gene Ontology annotation, cellular component: Golgi membrane. Gene Ontology annotation, biological process: vesicle-mediated transport. NCBI's taxonomy places the organism in Eukaryota, Fungi, Ascomycota, Pichiomycetes, Pichiales, Pichiaceae. The coding region runs from base 1 to 528 and encodes 175 amino acids. The transcript has 2 exons.
AUGGAAUCAUACGCCAGAGAUGCAGCAACCCGUGCUGCAACACAGGCGGCAAAGGAUACGGGCAAAAAGGGCUUCCAGCUCUUCAAGUCUGACAUGAGUUCUAGGAACUUCAGGCUCGGAUUGCUAUCUGGAGCGGCUUCCUUCGCAACAGGGAUCGGCUACAUUCCCCGUCUACAUUUGAUCAUCCUCUUUGGCAUUCUCGCCACCGUUCAGGGGAUAAUUGUUUAUUUUGUGGAGAUUCCAUUUUUGUAUCGGAUUUUCCGGGUUCCUGAUUUUUUCAUUUCCUUCGUCAAACGGUUCGAAGUUAACUGGGCCCGUGCUCUGUAUUAUGCAGUGAAUGCAGUGAUACAGUGGCUUUCGUUGUUUGCGUAUGCCAGUGCUCUUCUGUUUGUGGCCAUACUGUACAGUCUAACUGCGGUCUGCUACGGAAUUGCCUGGGCUUCCAGGCAGAGCUUCCACGAUGGCGAGUCCAAUGACGAGAUCGUUGACGUUGAACCUGGCGAUCCUGAGUUCAGGACUGCGUUGUAA